Messenger RNA from Plectropomus leopardus (leopard coralgrouper), 408 nucleotides. Lineage: Eukaryota; Metazoa; Chordata; Actinopteri; Perciformes; Serranidae. The record is from RefSeq and is a predicted model, not a curated record.
AUGUCUGGCACGCAGACAUGGGCCCCCUCGUUACGCUCUAGGAUUACCGUGUGCCUGGUCGUCACCUUGGCUCAGGUGAUCGCCGUGACCUGCCAAGAAGAAAGCAAGAAAGAUUCCUGCUCAGAAGACGGAAAAGUCUACUCCAACUAUGAGAUAUGGAACCCCGAGCCGUGUCGAGUCUGUAUUUGUGAUUUGGGGACGGUGGUUUGUGAGGACGUGGUGUGUGAGGAUGUAGGUGACUGCGAGACCACAGAGACCCCCGAGGGCGAGUGCUGCCCCGUGUGUUCGGCUGCAGCACUGCGGCCUGAUGCAGACGCCGACACCUGCACAGAAAAAUGGAAAAGUCUACGCGCUCACAACGACAUGUGGAACCCGGAGCCGUGUCGGAUCUGUGUGUGCGAUACGGGG